GCGGCCGACGUUGCCAGGGACGACACCAAGAUGGCGAAGGAGAAGAGGAAACGGAAAGGGAAAGAGGAUAAGGACAAGGACAAAGACAAGGAAAAAGAGAAGGAAAAGGAGAAAAUCAAACUCAAGAAAGGGAAGUCGGGGGAUUGGACGGAGGAGACGGCGUUGGAGCCGGAAGCGGCGCAAUCGGAUGCGAACCUAACGUGCCGGGUGGUGUCCGAGGCGCCGGAGGAAGGGAGCCUGGAGCCGGUGCCCGAGGAGCCCGAGAGCCACGAAGUGUCGCCGGAGGUCACCAUCACCUACUAUGAGGAACCCAUACUGACCAAGCUGAUUGUGGCGAGCUACGAGGGAGAGAAGAUGCGAGGUCUUUAUGAAGGUGUAGGUGUUGCCCAAUUCCAAGGAGGUCAUGUCUAUGAAGGUAUGUUUUCGGAAGGCAUGAUGCAUGGCCGAGGUACCUACAUGUGGGCGAACGGAAUAAAGUAUGAAGGAGAUUUUGCGAUGAAUACUCCCACAGGCCACGGCACUUACACAUGGACUGACGGCAGCACCUAUGUUGGUGAAGUGCAAAAUGGAAUACGCCACAGACAGGGAACUUUCACGUGUGGUGAUCGAUCUAUUUCUUACACUGGCGAUUGGAGCUAUGGCAAAAGGCACGGAAAGGGAACAAUAUACUAUAAUGAAGAAGGAACCUCAUGGUAUCAAGGUGAUUGGGUGAACAAUGUUAGGGAAGGCUGGGGAGUUAGACGGUAUAAGAGUGGGAAUGUGUACGAUGGAGAAUGGAAAAACUUUACUCGUCACGGAGAAGGCACGAUGAGUUGGAUUUCCACUAAUGAAGAAUACACAGGCCAAUGGGAAAAUGGUAUUCAGCAUGGAUUCGGGAACCACACCUGGUUUCUGAAGAGGGUGUUGGGUACUCAGUACCCACUAAGAAAUCAGUAUGUAGGAGAGUUUGUGAAGGGGGUCCGACAGGGUCAUGGCAAGUUCUUCUAUGCAAGCGGAGCCAUGUACAGUGGAGAAUGGCUGGCAAACAAGAAGCACGGUUUUGGAACAUUCUUGUUUAAGAAUGGUCGUACUUUUGAGGGAGAGUUUUUGGAAGAUCGCAUGGCAGAAUUUCCUAAUUUUUCAAUUGAGGGGAUGAACACACCAGAUCUGAGUACCAUACGCACCGAAUCACCAGUUCAAACUGGCAAUAUCGAAGAAGAAGGAUCAAAAAGUGCAAUUAGAUCAAUUCUGCAACAUAACGUGGAACUUGAUAUCGCAUCAGUUUUGGAGAAGAUGCCAGAAGGAGACAGACAAAACGAGGUUUUGCAGUUAGAGUAUGCUAUUCUUCGAAAUUUCACACAACUGAAGAAAAUAUACAGUUUCUACAGUAGUCUGGGACACCAGCAAUCUCCGGAUAAUGCCUUCCUACUGAGCCAGCUCCAGUUCUGGAGAUUUCUCAAAGACUGCAAAUUUCACCAUUAUGGUUUGAGUCUGGCUAUCAUGGAUAGAAUUCUUCACGAACAAUUUACUACAGUGGAGGAUACUCACUCUCCGUUUGACACACUGUUGUUGGGGAAGUUCCUGAGCUACAUUGUCAUCUUGGCCUACCAUAUUUACCACAAAGAGCAUGAAGGUCAGCGUCCAAUUCUUGAAGAUUGCUUUUCCAAACUAAUGGCCAACAAUCUUAUUCCUUAUGCCUGCGUUGUUCAUGGGCGUUUAUUUCAAGAACGUGAAUGUACUACGAUCACACUCGGCUAUGCAAAUAAAUGCUGGGACGUGUACAGAACCUAUUGUGAGCAGAACCGUAGGCCAGCCAACACCAAGAUCAUGACAAUGAGGCACUUCCUGUGGAUGCUCAAGGAUCUAAAUUUAUUGAGCAAGCAUUUAACAGCAACUCGUGUUGUCCAGAUCUUGUCUCAGGAUAACCCGGCAGUGUCUGAUGGAACCUACCAUAACAUGGACAUUGAGAUGGUUUUCUUGGAGUUUUUGGAAGCCCUUCUCUCGUGUGCAGCAGUAUAUGUGACCAAAAGAAUGCUUGAGAAUUCGGAAAUAUCAUCUGGAACGUCAAGUGGUGUGAAUCUAACACACCUGUCAAGUACUGUGCCUGCUCAGGCAAGACAAGAACCUAUAGACCUGCAGGUCAUCAUCCAAGAAUAUAUUUCUCCUGAACCAAAUGGACGCGGCGCAAAAUCCCUCCUGAAGAAACGUGGAGAAGCUAAUGGAGUCGGUACACGGAGGUCAGAGCGGAGGAAAAAUAAAGCAUCUGCCUCAUCAGCUGAGAAGUCCACAAAAGCAUCCGCCCAUCAUGAUCAGGGCAAAUCUGCAGCUGUGCUGAAAUCAGCUCAGAAGGAAGAGGAGCUAAGCCAGAACAUUUCCCAGUUGCUGCCUGGUGAGAACAUCUCUGGAGAUUCACAGAGUGAAAUGAGUGAUUAUGGUAAAGGAUCAGAAGAUUUGCAAAUUGCGCUCAAGCUACUCGAAACAAAAGCAAUGUCUGCCAAGGCUCCAGCACUGAAACCUGAAGUCAAGUCAGGGGCUGAACUAGAAUUGUGGCUGAGUCAAAUCUGCUUCUUCUUCUUGAAGAGACUAUUCCCAGCCUAUGAACAUGUGGAGGUCUUGAAGCUAGAGGCAAGGAAAGACAUUCUGCGACAGAAUGAACUGGAACACCAAGCAAGGAUAAAGAUUGAAAUGAGGUUGAAAGAUAAAGACAUAAAAUGCAGCCAGGAGAAUGAAUCGUCAUUGAAUGCUGGAUCACAAAGUGACGAAGAUGAUAAAAACUAUGUUCCACAUAAGGAUAAUAUUUCUGUCAUAUCCUCUAAAAAAAGCAGCGGAGUCAGAAAGAAGAAAAAAUCCGUAUGACUUGGGUCCUCACAUAUAAACGGGGACUAAUUUUAAUAAACCAUUGUUAUUAACAAUUUUCUAACUUU
Amblyraja radiata (thorny skate) is the source of this 2903-nucleotide messenger RNA. It is a transcript of the gene rsph10b, whose product is annotated as radial spoke head 10 homolog B. The coding region runs from base 31 to 2835 and encodes 934 amino acids. The record is from RefSeq and is a predicted model, not a curated record. The transcript is spliced from 20 exons. Lineage: Eukaryota; Metazoa; Chordata; Chondrichthyes; Rajiformes; Rajidae.